AAAGGCGGCUUCAAACACUACCAAUUGCUUCUCUCAUCCACUUUCCUCUCUCUCCUCCAUCACCGGUGAACUCGAUCUCCAAAUUCCCCAUUCUUAAAGUUGCUGCCAGUGUUCCUUAGAGAUUCUACGAAAUAUGUCAUCUUUAGACAGCCAGAAUUUCGAAGAAGGGCAAGUUAGUCAACCAGUAUGCCUUGCCACCAAUGUCACUAGUGGUACGGAUUUGAGUAACGGAAAUAGUCUUUCUAGGAAUGAGACGAAGGUUUCCGACGUCUUACCCUCUUCGGACCCUGCUCUACCUGGAGCCUCGUCCUACCGGUUGCCCAUUUCAAAGAGUCAGAAUCGAAUCGUUGGUGGUGUGAUUCAGUCAGAGGGAUCUUGUCGUCGCUUUACACUGGAUGAGGUACAAGUAGCUACUAACAUUUUUGACGAUGCAUUGGUUAUCGGGAUUGGGGGAUUCGGUAAGGUAUAUAAAGGGUUCAUCAGUAAUGGUGCCUCAACUACCGUUGUUGCCAUAAAGCGGUUGAAUGCCGAGUCCAACCAAGGAGCUGAAGAAUUUUGGACAGAGGUAAAAUUGCUUUCAAAGUUCCAUCAUUUUAAUCUUGUUUCGCUCAUCGGUUAUUGCAACGAAAAUCAUGAGAUGAUUCUUGUUUACGAAUAUAUAGCACUUGGAAAUCUCGCCAAUCAUCUUUACAAAUCCAGUAGAAAAGAAAGUAGUAAAAGUAUAUCUCAUCUAACAUGGGCUCAAAGGCUCAACAUUUGCUUUGGUGCUGCACGAGGACUCGACUAUCUUCAUACUGGUACCGAACAACGUAUCAUACACCGAGAUGUGAAGACCACAAAUAUUUUGUUGGACGAGAAUUUGGUAGCAAAGAUUUCUGAUUUUGGGAUAUGUAAACUCAUUACAAGCCAAGCAACAACCCAUGUUAGCACAAAAGUAAAAGCAACAAGAGGAUAUUGGGAUCCAGAAUAUUUCAUCACUGGUCAAGUAACUAGGAAAUCUGAUGUGUAUGCCUUCGGAGUCGUGUUGUUGGAAGUCUUGUGUGGUCGGCCACCGUUAGAUGAUAGACUCGAGGAGGAACAAAUUAGUCUAAUUAAUUGGGCAAAAAUGUACAUCGAAAAGGGAAAGCUUGACCGAAUCAUCGAUCCCUCUCUUAAUGGAGAAACAACACCACAUAGUCUUAAGUACUUUGCAAAACUUGCGAACAAUUGUUUAAAUACUGAACCAAAGAAAAGGCCUACAAUGUCUGAAGUAGCGAAGAGCCUUGAGAUUGCAUUGGUAUUGCAUGAGCGUAAGGGAAGAUCGCAGGGAAGUAUUGCAAAGGCGUUUCAGGGCAUAAAGCUUGUGCCUAUGGGUAUGGGUAUGAAUCGUUGGUUGAGAGCAGGGGAGAGCAACGGUUUAAACAAUGGUGGAGUACCAAUUUUAGAUGUCCUUACCCAAUCGGUAUACCACCGUUUCUCACUUCCGGAGAUUCAGGCUGCCACAAAUGAUUUCAAUGACGGUCUUUUGAUCGGCCGAUAUAGUUGGUUUAGGUCAUACAAGGGAUGUAUGGCGGGGGGAACUCGUGCAGUUAUGAUCAAACGGUACGAAGCGAGAGAGGCACACUCGGCCAGACUAGUUAGUGCCGAGAUUGGGGUACAAUCACUUCCUCGUCACGCUAACAUAGUCUCUUUGAUGGGAUUUUGUAAAGAGAAGCAUGAGUUAAUCCUCGUGUACGAUUACAUGGUAAAUGGGACAUUGGAAAGUCGUCUCCACGAAACCCAUAACGAUCCACUUCAUUGGAAAAAGCGGCUUGAGAUUUGCAUCGGCAUUGCACAAGGUCUCCAAUACCUCCAUACAAACAAAGAGCAACAAUUCGUCCACCGUGACAUAACAUCAUCAAACGUUUUUUUGGACAAUGAAUGGGUCGCGAAAAUUGCCGCUUUUGAAAUGUCCUUACCGAUUCACAAUAGCAAGGCAACUAAGGGUGUGGAAACAGCUGUGUGUGGCACAUAUGCAUAUUUGGAUCCUGAGUACCUGCGCACUUCUAAAGUGACAAAGAAAACUGACGUGUUUGCUUUCGGCAUCGUGUUGUUGGAAGUAUUAUGUGCUAAGACCCCUUUUUCUUCCAACCAAAACAAGAAUGAGCUUUGGUGGAAUGAGAUUUGGUUAGUUGAUUGGUUCCGCGUAUGCGUCGGAAUAGGAACUAUCGAUGAGGUGAUUGAUCCAUACCUUAUCGGAAAAAUCGCUCCUGAAUGUUUUAGGCACUAUGUCAAUCUAGCUCUAAGCUGCCUGCCUUAUGAGGGGAUCCGACGCCCUUCUAUGAAAGAUGUGUUAGACAGCCUUCAAUGUUCAUUGAAAAUGCAAGAGGCUUGGGAAAAUUCCAUCGAGAUGGGUGAUGAGUUACAUAUGGCCGACGGCCCUAGAUCCUACAAUGACAUCAUUUCUGGCGAAAGCGAGUUCAUAAUCGGUAGACAGAAAUAUCUUAUUUCAGAUUUGGUUCCACCAUGGAGUGCUAUAUCCUCAUCAGGAUACUAGUCAUCCUCAGGGUAGAAAUUGUAAUGGAUCCAAUCACUAACCUAGUAUUUCUGCACUUUAGGGUCUGGGAUUUUCACACAAUCCUUAAAUAAUGUGGUUGAUUUCUUAUGUAAAUAUUUGUAUUUAUCUAGUUUUCCAAAUUACCUGAUAAAUUAGUAUGGUGGACUGUUAUAAUUAAUUUUUUUUUUCAAGGUCUGCUGGUGGACUGCUUGGUUGUGGUGGGUAUCUUGCUAUGAUCAACAUUUUUGCAUAA
Molecule: messenger RNA, 2768 nt
Organism: Rhododendron vialii
Lineage: Eukaryota; Viridiplantae; Streptophyta; Magnoliopsida; Ericales; Ericaceae
Product: serine/threonine-protein kinase PBL35-like
Exons: 1
Coding region: 134-2515 (793 amino acids)
Biological process (GO): protein autophosphorylation
Cellular component (GO): plasmodesma; plasma membrane
Molecular function (GO): transmembrane receptor protein tyrosine kinase activity; ATP binding
Source: RefSeq, a predicted model, not a curated record